Molecule: messenger RNA, 1083 nt
Organism: Spodoptera litura
Lineage: Eukaryota; Metazoa; Arthropoda; Insecta; Lepidoptera; Noctuidae
Source: RefSeq, a predicted model, not a curated record
UGUUUUUUGCUUAUUUUUAUGUUUAGGGUUGUCAUUUGUUUCCGUUCUAAUGUAAAUAUUGAUCACGAUAAUAACACCAAAUUGCAUUUGCCUCUAAUGUUCGAAGAAAAUAAUUAUUGGAAUAUGGGAGAUAUACCUAUACUCAAUAAAAAGGUGUUCAAAGGCAGGCGAGUGACAAUCCGGGAACAUCCUUACGUAGCGAGUAUUCGGCGGAACAUAAUGCAUUAUUCGGUAGCGACUGUCCUUACUAAAAACUUGUUCGUAACUGUGGCACAUCCUUUGAUCAACGUCCCACUUGAUCAGUUGGGAAUAGUGGUGGGUGAAAAUUACGCGGACCGAGGAGCCUCGUUGCUGACUGUGUUGGUCGUGAUCAUUCACGAGGCCUUCGACAAGUACACAUUGGCAGCUGACAUCGCCCUGCUAAGAGUCUUCGAAGAUAAUGGAGUUAUAUUAAAGGCGGGAAUGUUUUGCGCUGGUCGAUCUCGCGAGAAACAGCAAUUGGCGCCGUGUAUUGCAGUACCGGGAGCUCCAAUGGUGGUGAAAGGUCACCUGGCUGGCAUCCUCUCAUGGGGCUUCGGCUGCGGCUACGACCACGACCUGCCCCUAAUUUACACCAGCAUUCAGCACUUUCAACCAUGGUUGGUCCACAAUAUUCCGAUACUACGGCGUAUUACUGCAAAAAACCUGACUUUUCUAUUUGAAGCUAAACGUGCGUACGUUUUGACAAAAUGGCUUACCUUGACUAGGGUUGUACCUCCUAAGCCUUUCCAAGUACCUAAUAAACCUAUGGAGGUCAGGAAACUGGACAAAGUGCUCGCAAAGCUAAGAGGACAUGUGUACGACAUUAGGGACUAUUUAUACGGUGGAAUUCAUCACAAAUAUAAGAAAAGACUGUACGAGGUGAUAAGAGAGAGGAGAUAUAUGAGAAAGACCACAUAUGCGAAUUUCACGUAUAAUCCCCUAGAACCAUUUCUGGACCCGAAUGUUACAAUGACCACGAUAAAUGAUACAGAAGUUACACAUGGGGUACUGAACGUAAGUGACGAUGAUAGUGACACUGAAUAUUAUGAAUUUAUUCCAUAG